GCAUUAGUUGGAUUUCUGUUUCUGGCUAGAAGACUAUCUCAACAUGGGGAGGAUCAGCAUCUCCUGCCUGUUACCCGCUUCCUGGCAUUUCAGCAUCUCCCCGGUGGGGUGUCCUCGAAUUCUCAACUCCACCCUUCGCCAAAUUAUUGUCAUCGGAGUCCUCGCUGCCACCGUGUCUCUGUUGUACUACUCUGUCAUCAUAAUCCGAAAUAAGUACGGACGACUGUCACGGGAUAAGAAGUUUCACAGGUACCUAGCCCGAGUUACUGACAUCGAAGCUACUGACACCAAUAACCCCAAUGUGAAUUACGGUGUGGUGGUGGACUGUGGUAGCAGCGGCUCUAGAAUUUUUGUCUAUUGCUGGCCCCGACACAAUGGCAACCCACAUGAUCUGCUAGACAUCAGGCAAAUGAGGGACAAAAACCGAAAGCCGGUGGUCAUGAAAAUAAAACCAGGUAUAUCAGACUUUGCUACCUCCCCAGAAAAAGCCAGUGAUUACAUGUCCCCACUCCUGAAUUUUGCUGCAGAACACGUACCCCGGGCAAAACACAAAGAAACACCUCUUUAUAUCCUCUGUACAGCUGGGAUGAGAAUCCUGCCUGAAAGUCAGCAGAAGGCAAUCCUGGAAGAUCUUCUGACAGACCUCCCAGUGCACUAUGACUUUCUGUUUUCUGAUUCUCAUGCCGAGGUUAUUUCAGGAAAGCAAGAAGGUGUAUAUGCCUGGAUUGGUAUUAAUUUUGUCCUUGGACGAUUUGAACAUAUUGAAGAUGAGGAUGAGGCAGUGGUAGAAGUGAAUAUUCCUGGUGGUGAAGACAAAGAUGCCUUUAUCCGUAAAAGGACAGCGGGUAUUCUCGACAUGGGCGGAGUGUCAACUCAGAUAGCAUAUGAAGUCCCCAAAACUGUAAGCUUUGCCUCCUCACACCAGGAGGAAGUAGCCAAAAAUUUGUUAGCUGAAUUUAACCUUGGCUGUGAUGCCCACCGUACCGAGCAUGUGUACAGAGUGUAUGUAGCCACAUUCCUUGGCUUUGGUGGGAACGCUGCUCGCCAGAGAUACGAAGAUAGCAUAUUCUCCAACACAAUUUUGAAGAACAGGCUUUUAAAUAAACAGACAGGCCAGACACCCGAGUCUCCGUAUUUGGACCCAUGCCUACCCUUAGACAUUCAGGAUGAAAUUCAGCAGAACGGACAGACCGUACACCUGCGAGGGACAGGAGACUUCACCCUGUGUCGGGAGACCAUUCAGCCGUUCAUGAAUAAGACAAAUGAGACGCAGACCUCUCUCAAUGGAGUCUACCAGCCUCCAGUGCAUUUCCAAAACAGUGAAUUUUAUGGCUUCUCAGAAUUCUACUACUGCACCGAGGAUGUGUUGCGUAUGGGGGGAGAUUACAGUGCUGCUAAAUUCAUUAAAGCCGCAAAGGAUUACUGUGCAACCAAGUGGUCCGUCUUGAGAGAACGCUUUGAUCGGGGACUUUACGCAUCUCAUGCUGACCUUCACAGGCUAAAGUAUCAGUGCUUUAAGUCUGCGUGGAUGUACGAGGUAUUUCACAGGGGCUUUUCGUUUCCGGUCAACUACGGCAAUUUAAAGACUGCUUUGCAGGUUUAUGAUAAGGAAGUGCAGUGGACACUAGGAGCGAUCCUUUACAGGACCCGUUUUUUACCUUUAAGAGACAUCCAGCAGGAGAAUUUCCGGGCCAAUCACGCUCACUGGAGAGGCUUUUCCUUUGUCUACAACCACUACCUGUUCUUUGCCUGCUUCCUAAUUGUCUUGUUGUCCAUCCUGCUCUACCUGCUGCGGCUCCGGCGGAUUCACCGGAGGAUGCUAAGGAACGGUUCCUCUGCCUCGCUCUGGAUGGAGGAGGGCGGCCUCCCAUCCCCGAAGAUUGGUGGAACCUUGUGAACCUCCGAGACACGGGCUCUGAAAAGGCUCCCUAAGAAAAAGCCAUUUUUGCCUCAGGGUUUCUCUUCUGCCCUCCUUCCCCCGCCCCACCUCAUUUUGUUGGUCCCUUUAAAACCACAAAGAUGGAAAGAGCUGGUCCCCUAGCUGUAUUGUUUUCAGCUGUUUUGGAAACAACUUUUAAGAUAAAGUGGGGAAUAAACUUGGCGUAGUCUGCACAGGGUAUAUCAGCCCAGAGUUCAAGGCAGGGUGGGGUUAUUUUUUACUAUGAGGGUAAUUUAUAAACAGAUGCACUUUAAAGUUAGUGGGGAUGAAGAAGGUAUUUUCUGCCAGAGGAGAUGUCAAAACUAAACCUUCAGAGAGCCCCCUCAAAAAACCCUGUUAACUGAGGUUUUAAUCUUUCCUCUUUAACCAUUUGGAGCAGUCUUCUUGCCCCAACCAAUGCAAUUGCUUUGAUUUAUUUUUCAGGUCUGCAGCAAACCAUCUUAUUGUGUAUUUUAAAAAUUCCAAACCACCUCCACCAAAGACAUGGUGGCUUUUAAAAGCAGUAGGGAGGCGAUAUUUCAAAUGUAAUAUGUUACCUAGCUCAUAAAUUAUUUUGGGCUCCCUGCACCACAAUCUAUGCCUCAUCCUCAGUUACAGGUGGUGCCUGUAGAAGCUUUAUUUUUAUAUAUGGGAAGAGAGUUUGUGCAAUGUGCCCUACUGCUGCUAGAGUUGAGGGGGCGGUCAGCAAUGCCAUUAGAAAUCCAAAUGGAAUUGGGAGAACGUUACAGGUACUAAAAAUGGUGAUUUGUUUCACGAACAUUGUAAAGAAAAAGGAUUAGAUAUUUAAAAAGUGGUAGCAGAGUCAAGACAUUUGGAUUUUGGGUCUACUCCUCACCCCUUCCCUUUCCCUCAUUUAGUUCUAUGUACUCUUGGUUUUCUAAAACCUGUUAGCUUUGUGUGUCCAGUGAAGUUUGGUAACUGUUCAAAAUGGGUUGCUUUUGUUUUUUAAUGGUAUUUGUUAGCGCUUACCAUGUGUCAAGCACUGUCCGAAGCACU
Tachyglossus aculeatus (Australian echidna) is the source of this 2935-nucleotide messenger RNA. RefSeq names its product ectonucleoside triphosphate diphosphohydrolase 4 (gene ENTPD4). Lineage: Eukaryota; Metazoa; Chordata; Mammalia; Monotremata; Tachyglossidae. Gene Ontology annotation, molecular function: nucleoside diphosphate phosphatase activity. Gene Ontology annotation, cellular component: membrane. The record is from RefSeq and is a predicted model, not a curated record. The transcript is spliced from 12 exons. Bases 44 to 1897 code for a protein of 617 amino acids. Gene Ontology annotation, biological process: nucleoside diphosphate catabolic process.